AUGGGGCGCAUGAAUGAAAUGCCUUACGCUGAUUGGUUCAUCAGUACCGUGACGUCACCACCAGCCCCCUCCCCCUCUCCUCCCCCUCCCCCAUAUCAACACCACACCACCAACAACAACAACACCAGCAGCACCACCACCAGCAACACCAGCAGCACCACAACCACCAACAACAACAACAACACC
Homarus americanus (American lobster) is the source of this 186-nucleotide messenger RNA. RefSeq names its product protein SGT1 homolog. The annotation marks the transcript as partial. Lineage: Eukaryota; Metazoa; Arthropoda; Malacostraca; Decapoda; Nephropidae. The transcript has 2 exons. The record is from RefSeq and is a predicted model, not a curated record.